Molecule: messenger RNA, 1371 nt
Organism: Spizellomyces punctatus DAOM BR117
Lineage: Eukaryota; Fungi; Chytridiomycota; Chytridiomycetes; Spizellomycetales; Spizellomycetaceae
Product: fructose 1,6-bisphosphate 1-phosphatase
Exons: 6
Coding region: 241-1281 (346 amino acids)
Biological process (GO): fructose 1,6-bisphosphate metabolic process; fructose 6-phosphate metabolic process; sucrose biosynthetic process
Cellular component (GO): cytoplasm; cytosol
Molecular function (GO): fructose 1,6-bisphosphate 1-phosphatase activity
Source: RefSeq, a predicted model, not a curated record
GGCUGCUGCCGUCGUUGCUUUUCGUUGUCGUUUUCUUUGAGCUUUUGUCGUUGUGAAGCGGGUGUUUGUCAACCGCCAAAAUUGCCCAACGGAGCGCCGGGACAAGUCGGCGGAACGCGCCGGCGUCUCAGGCUUUGACAACUUUGUUGCCUUGCCACCAACGAAGCUGCGAUUUUCAAAUCUUUCUAGAUUGCAUCAGCCUCUUUACCUUUUCACUGUACAAUAAUACGACACGCAGCCAUGGCUUCUGAAGAUGCAACCAAGCGCGAGGAUCUUCGUACCGACUUUGUGACUCUCACAAACGACAUUCUUCAACGGCAACAACACCAACCGCAAGCGAAGGGAGAUCUCACCAUUCUCCUCUCUGCCAUCUCCUCCGCGUGCAAGUGGAUUUCCAAUGUUGUGCGAAAAGCAGAACUCUUGAAAGUCAUUGGCGUCACUGGUGGAACCAAUGUCCAGAAUGAAAACGUCCAAAAGCUUGAUAUCUUGUCUAACCAGAUCAUGUGCAACCUUCUCCGCGACUCUGGAAAGACUGCCAUCCUUGUCUCUGAAGAGGAUGACGACGCCAUCUUCAUCGAGGAUGGCAAGAAAGGAUUCUACUGUGUUUGCUUUGACCCACUCGAUGGUUCGUCCAACAUCGACUGUGGUGUCUCUAUUGGAACGAUCUUUGGGAUCUACCGUGUGAAGGAUACCCACGGCAAACCGAGCCUUGCGGACGUUCUGCGACCGGGAACAGAGAUGGUCGCUGCUGGCUACUGUAUGUACGGAAGUUCGACAGUGUUGGUGCUGACCUUCCAAGGAUCAAAUGAAGUCAAUGGGUACACCCUUGACCCUCACAUUGGAGAGUUUGUUCUCACACACCGUAACAUGAAGCUGGGCAAGAAGAAGAUUUACUCUAUCAACGAAGGAAACGAAUCAACCUUUGAUGACGCCAUCAAGGGCUACUUGAAGUCCGUCAAGUACCCACCGCCAGGCCACACUGGCAAGUUCACUCCUUACUCUGCACGUUAUGUUGGAAGUAUGGUUGCUGAUGUUCACCGGACAAUUUUGUACGGAGGCAUCUUUAUGUACCCCGGAGGAAAGCUGCGUAUUUUGUAUGAAUGCUUUCCAAUGUCGCUUUUGGUUGAAGCUGCCGGUGGAAAGGCGUCUACUGGCCGCAAGAGAAUGUUGGAAGUGACUCCAGAGUCUCUUCACGCACGAUCAGGUAUCAUUUUGGGAACGAAGGAAGAGGUGGACAAGGUUGAGGAAUUGUAUAAACAGCUCGAUGCCGCCAAGCAGUAGAAUGUAUUGCUAUUCCGUUUGGUACUAGAGUUUGCAAAAUCGUAAUAUGGUUUUCUAUACAUUUGUUCAACAAGAUGCAAUCCAACAUGC